Molecule: messenger RNA, 3339 nt
Organism: Xyrauchen texanus (razorback sucker)
Lineage: Eukaryota; Metazoa; Chordata; Actinopteri; Cypriniformes; Catostomidae
Gene: capn1
Product: calpain 1
Exons: 22
Coding region: 359-2473 (704 amino acids)
Biological process (GO): proteolysis
Cellular component (GO): cytoplasm
Molecular function (GO): calcium-dependent cysteine-type endopeptidase activity; calcium ion binding
Source: RefSeq, a predicted model, not a curated record
GCCACUGGGCGUUCCUGCUGCGGGCGGAGGGAGGGAAAUCAGUGAGAAUUUCUACAUUUUACACGGGCUCCACAUGUUUAAAACAUCAACCAGUUAUAACAUCUGCAUAGUAAUCUGAUCAUUCUGGGAAGUGGAGUAAUAAAUAUACGCGGACUACUGGGAUUAUUGGAACGGUUUCUGUUGGCAGAUAAUUUAUGAUUAAAUGACAACCAACAUCAUCUUCCUCAUUAGUUAAACAUUUAUAUCACAGAGUUGUGAUUGGCUCAGUCCAUCCCAUUCCUCUGUUAUAAGUGGUUCCUCACUGGACUGAAAUUACCAAUUAGCUCUCUGGUGCCAGUCAGUUUAAAGAGACUGAAAAAUGGAGCCCAUGUUUGCCACUGGAAUGGCCGCAAAGCUUCGGAGUCAGUGGGACCGGGAUGAAGGUUUGGGUCAGAACCACAAUGCUGUGAAGUUCCUGGGACAAGAUUAUGGGUCACUGAGGGCCCAAUGCCUCCAGACCAGAGCCCUGUUUGAGGAUCCUUUGUUUCAAGCCAGCUGCACUUCACUGGGUUUCAACGAGCUGGGCCCUCGUUCCUCCAAGACGCAGGGUGUUCGAUGGAUGAGACCAAAGGAUAUUUGUUCACGUCCCCAGUUCAUCAUGGAUGGAGCCACUCGCACUGAUAUCUGCCAGGGAGCUCUGGGUGACUGUUGGUUGUUGGCAGCCAUUGCAUCUCUGACUCUGAAUGAUAACCUCCUGCACCGCGUGGUGCCGCAUGGACAGACCUUCAACAGUGACUAUGCUGGAAUCUUCCACUUCCAAUUCUGGCAGUUUGGUGAGUGGGUGGAUGUGGUGAUUGAUGACCGGUUGCCUGUGAAGGAUGGUAAACUGUUGUUUGUGCACUCAGCGGAGGGUGAAGAAUUCUGGAGCGCACUGUUGGAGAAAGCCUAUGCCAAACUGAACGGCUGUUAUGAAGCUCUGUCAGGUGGCAGUACGUCUGAGGGGUUUGAGGAUUUCACCGGCGGGGUCACAGAGAUGUUUGAGUUAACUAAAGCACCGUCUGACCUCUUCAGCAUCAUUGGCCGAGCCAUUGAGAGGGGCUCGCUGCUGGGGUGCUCUAUAGAUAUCACCAGUAAGUUUGACAUGGAGGCAGUUACCUUCAAGAAGCUGGUCAAAGGUCAUGCAUACUCAGUAACUGGAGCAGAGGAGGUGGUAUACAGGGGAAACAUGACUAAACUGGUGCGUAUCAGAAACCCCUGGGGUGAAGUGGAGUGGACUGGAGCCUGGAGCGAUGACUCUCGGGAAUGGGACAAUGUGGACCGCUCUGUCAGGAGCAGAUUACAGAACCGUAGCGACGACGGAGAGUUCUGGAUGUCGUUCAGUGAUUUCCUGCGUGAGUUCACUCGGUUGGAGAUCUGUAAUCUGACAGCAGAUGCUCUGCAGGCAAGUCAAGAGAAGAAAUGGAGCACGUCGCUCUAUCAGGGGGAGUGGAGGAGAGGAAGUACUGCCGGCGGCUGCAGGAACUACCCAGCCACAUUCUGGAUCAAUCCUCAAUUCAAGAUAGGCCUGACACACCCCGAUACUUCUGGCCAAUCAGAAUGCAGCUUUCUGGUGGCGCUGAUGCAGAAAAACCGCAGGAAGAAGCGAAAAGAAGGACAAGACAUGGAGACCAUUGGAUUUGUCAUUUAUGAGGUUCCAAGAGAGUAUUUGGGUAAGUCAGGUGUGCACCUGAAGAGAGACUUCUUCCUCAGUCAUGGAUCCAGCGCUCGCUCCGAGCUCUUCAUCAACCUGAGGGAGGUGAGCACACGUUUCCGGCUGCCAGUGGGCGAAUACAUCAUAGUACCAUCUACCUUCGAGCCGAACAAAGAGGCUGACUUCGUCCUCCGGGUUUUCUCUGAAAAACCUGCCAAUUCUGAGGAAAUGGAUGAUAAGGUCAUGGCUGACCUCCCUAAUGAGCAACAUCUGGAUGAGAAUCAGAUUGAUGCUGGGUUUAAGAGUCUCUUCAGACAGCUGGCUGGACUGGACAUGGAGAUCAGUGUCACAGAGUUGCAGACCAUACUGAACAGAAUUAUCAGCAAACAUAAAGAUUUGAAGACAGAUGGCUUUGGUAAGGAGGCCUGCCGUAGCAUGAUCAACCUCAUGGACGCCGAUGGAAGCGGCAAGCUUGGCCUUACUGAGUUCCAUGUGUUGUGGGAAAAGAUUAAACGCUACCUGGUGAUCUUCAGGGAUCAUGACUUGGAUAAAUCUGGUACUAUGAACUCUUAUGAGAUGCGACAAGCGCUGGAAGCAGCAGGUUUUAAGCUGACCAAUCAUUUGUUCCAGCUGAUUAUCCUUCGCUACACAGAAGAGGACUUCUCUGUGGAUUUCGACAACUUUGUUACCUGUUUAGUGCGACUGGAGACCAUGUUCAAGACCUUCAAGACCAUUGACACAGACAAUGAUGGAGUAGUGUCGCUCACAUUCUUUCAGUGGAUCUCUCUGACCAUGUUUGCCUGAAAUAAAGGGUGGAUUUCCAGUCCCUCCGUGCCCCGAGUUGGCAUUGAAACUGUUGUUGCCUCUUCUUCUUUAGUGCAUUCUUUUUCAAACUAUUUACUUUUGUUACUAUGCCCUUAGUAAUAAGGCUUUGUUUACAGUACCUUCAAUCAGAACAUGCUUUACAAAAUACUGUGCCAUCAGUGAGUAUUCCUGAAGCCAGGAGAACUGUACAGACCUUUACCAAGAUAAUUAAGAUAGACAUUUACCUGUUUCUGGCCACUUCUGGAUUGAGCUGCAUGUAUUGUCCCCUGGAAUGCCAAACAAAAUUCUGUUUACACUUCCUGUGCCAAAUGAGUAAGUUACUCAUCACCAAUUUCAAUCAUUCAUAAAGAUCUUCAAAAACAUUUUAUGAACAUGAAAUGCAUUAUGUUUUUCAAUAAAUGUCAUAUAUGGAAUGAUGCACACAUAAAAAGUGCUGUAUAAGAAAUGCGUGUGCUGGUGCGUUGUGAUGCUAUGCAUGUUACUCAAAGAAUAUGUUUAUUUUUGUUACCAUGUUAUACUGAAUUUCAUACACGUUUUAUGCCACAGUUAGUUCAAGACGUACUGAAAAACCAAAGGAUUUUUAAAAAAGCUGGUAGGGAUGAAUUUUUUUUAUUUUCAUAUGCAUUCCUUAAAUUCUGUUUAUAUGAGCAAUGCCAAAAGUAAUAUUAAAUAAAUAUACUGUAGACACUAGCAACACAACUGGGAAUGAACAGAAAUCGUAUAUACUUUGAUUAGAAAACAAAGAAAGUAGACAUGAAAAUGCUGUUCCUAAUUGAAAAUAAAAACAUACAAAGCCAUAUUCUUUAUUUUUGAUUCAACUGUGCAUUUUCAAUAAACUUUCUUUA